AUGCAUAAGCCCAAGUGUUGCAAGCAAUGCAUUAAUCAAUCCUCCAACGACUUCUCUUUCUCUUAGUUUCACGCAAUAUACUCUUCGCCUUUCUGUUAUUUCCCUUAUAUAAAUCCCAAUACCUCAUUUCUCAGUCUCCAAAUCUCUCUCUUGCUAUCUUUCUUGUGUAUUUCUUAGUUGUUCAUCUGCUGCUUCUGUAGAUAUAUAGUACAAGUUAACAAAGUACUAGAUAUUUCAGAAAAAGCAAUGGCGAUUGGUUAUGGUAAUAGCUAUCUUCCAUUUUUGGCCAUGGUGUUUGUGCAAGUGUGCUAUGCAGGAAUGAACAUUACUUCAAAGCUUGCUCUGGAGGCUGCGAUGAACCCUCUUGUUCUUGUUGCUUAUCGUCAAGUUUUCGCCACCUUAGCCAUAGCUCCGUUUGCUUAUUGGAUGGAAUGGAAAACAAGACCCAAGAUCACAAUGCCUAUUCUCUUCCAGAUUUUUCUAUGUUCUUUAACCGGAGCAACUGCCAACCAAGUGUUCUAUUUUGUUGGAUUGAACAAAAGCACUCCAACCAUUGCUUGUGCCUUGACAAAUACACUCCCAGCUAUGACAUUCAUCCUUGCAGUCCUUUUCAGACAGGAAUCAGCAAAAAUGAAGAGCAGGGCAGGGUUAGCUAAGGUGAUGGGAACAGCAGUGUGUGUAUUUGGAGCAAUGAUACUCUCAUUUUACCAUGGGAAAAACAUUGGUAUAGGUAAAUCCAAAAUUCACUGGAGUUAUGCGCAGAAAGUGGGAGAGUCAACUUCUGUCAACAAUGCCAACUCCUUUGUUGGCCCCAUUUUAGUCAUCAUCAGCACCUUAGGUUGGGCAAUGUGGUUCAUCAUCCAAGCAAAAGUGAGUGAUAGCUUUCCAGCACCAUACACAAGCACCGCAUUGAUGUGUUUGAUGGCUAGUUUGGAGUGUGGGCUCAUUGCUGUAAGUGCCGAGCACAAUCGACAUGCAUGGUCAUUGAAUAACCCCAUGAAGCUUACCGCAAGCCUCUAUGCAGGGAUCAUGGGUUCUGCAGUAGCAUUUUUCUUCACUUCAUGGAGUAUCCAAAGGAAAGGACCUCUUUAUGUGUCGGUGUUCAGCCCUCUGCUCCUCAUUGUUGUGGCUGUUACCAGCUGGGCUCUGCUUGAUGAGAAUCUAUACCUGGGAACUGCUGUAGGAUCACUCUUGAUUGUGGGUGGGCUCUAUUCUGUUCUUUGGGGGAAGACCAAGGAGACGGCAGAGCUUGAGGGCAAAGAAACUGACGCAAAUACAAAGCCAAAUGCUGCUUUCAAGGAAUUUGAGAAAAACGACUUGCAGCUGCAGCUGCCCAAAUGAGAACAUUCAC
This is a messenger RNA of Argentina anserina (silverweed cinquefoil), 1351 nucleotides long. RefSeq names its product WAT1-related protein At1g09380. Gene Ontology annotation, molecular function: transmembrane transporter activity. Lineage: Eukaryota; Viridiplantae; Streptophyta; Magnoliopsida; Rosales; Rosaceae. The record is from RefSeq and is a predicted model, not a curated record. Gene Ontology annotation, cellular component: plasma membrane.